CUUUAUAGGAGUUAUUAAUUACAAUAUAGUAAUUAAGAUCAAGGUUAGAUGUAGGUGUAAUGUUUCAAUAAUAUGGUUCUGCAAAGAAAAUCUAGCACCAGCUCAUAAGAAGACAUUUAUAAACUACAUGUACAUCUCUACACAAAUAAGAAGUUAAAAAGGAGCUGAAGCAAAAUUCAGGAAUAGACACAGAUAUUUUUAAGAAAAGAGAAUAAGAUGAAAGUGCUCAUAGUGACUUCGCUGCUUCUGUUUGACGUCUGCAUAUGCAUGCGUGGAAAUGGAAGAUAUAGAGGAAAUGUUAGAAAUGAACUGGUUAAGUUCAUGAGUGAUUUCAAAGCAGCGCUGAUGGACCCAAAAUGUUCAGUGGACCUUGACUGUUCAGGAGCUGCAAUGCUUUUCACAGAGGAUGCAAUUAUGUCAGUACAAGAUGUGCCACCUGCAUAUGGAACAGCUGAAGUUGUGAAGGUCAUACAGGCAUUCAAGAAUCAGGACCGUAAUAUAUAUCUGGGCGCUAGUUUUGAAGAUAUCACCCAGUGCAAGGGUAUAAUUACCGCAUAUGGAAAAGGCACUGUAUUUUCAUUGGAUGCACAGGAUCAACCAAUGGCACUCUAUCAAAAAAAUUUGGUGUUCACCUUCCACAGGGAAAAGGAGAGAAGAAAAGGAAGGAAGCUGAAGCUGAAAUACUGGGUUGACAACAAUAUUCCAUAACCUGCCUCAUAAUGUGGCCAAAAAGCAACCAAGUAUUAUACCAACAUCUGAAAAGAUCUUGAAUCCAAAUGCCUAUUUUACAAGGCCUUGUAGACAAAAACAUUUUUAAUUUUCUAUGUAUGCGUGCACAUCACAUGUAUAUCUUGAUACUGAAUUGAUGUUUAUCUGGGUAAUAAACUUGCUGACCAUCCCAUUUUGAUAGUUCAGUUGUGUUGGUGGAGUCGUAUGUACAGUAGAACCUGUGUA
Owenia fusiformis is the source of this 954-nucleotide messenger RNA. Lineage: Eukaryota; Metazoa; Annelida; Polychaeta; Sabellida; Oweniidae. The record is from the annotation of a GenBank genome assembly.